Messenger RNA from Caenorhabditis elegans, 2038 nucleotides. RefSeq names its product RRM domain-containing protein (gene sqd-1). The transcript has 4 exons. Bases 125 to 1051 code for a protein of 308 amino acids. NCBI's taxonomy places the organism in Eukaryota, Metazoa, Nematoda, Chromadorea, Rhabditida, Rhabditidae. Gene Ontology annotation, cellular component: nucleus. Gene Ontology annotation, molecular function: nucleic acid binding; RNA binding. The record is from RefSeq and is marked reviewed.
UUUUCAGGGUAUUUUCUAGAUAGUCUUAACGGCUACACUUUUUUAAUUUCCAAGGCUUUUUUAUCCAGCUUUUACCUUUAUUUGUUCUUUUUUUUUGGUUCAGUAAAGUAAGAUAGUAGUAAAAAUGGAAGCUACAGAUAACAAGAUUAACGGUAACGCCUCUGAGACUAUCAAGGAAAAUGGACACUCGACGAAGGGAAACGAGGACAAGAAGAUAUUCGUUGGUGGAAUCUCGCCCGAAGUGAACAACGAAGAUUUGAGCUCCCACUUCACCCAAUAUGGAGAAGUUGCUCAAGCUCAAGUCAAGUACGACCGGACUAACGGCCGCUCCAGAGGGUUCGCAUUUGUCGAGUUCACCACUGGAGAGGGCUGUAAAUUGGCCCUUGCUGCUCGCGAACAAACCAUCAAGGGAAAAUCUGUCGAGGUAAAGCCAGCAAAAUCGAGGGAAAACAAGAAGGUGUUUGUUGGAGGACUCCCAUCGGACUACAGCGAGCAAGAUCUUCGCUCUCAUUUCGAACAAUUCGGCAAGGUCGACGACAUUGAAUGGCCAUUCGAUAAGCAGACCAAGGCUCGUCGCAACUUCGCUUUUAUCGUAUUCGAGGAGGAGGAGUCCGCAGACAAAGCAUCUUCCCAGACAAAACAGACCUUCGGAACUCGCGAAUGUGACGUGAAAAAAGCAGUUCCACAAGGAAAACGGUUCCCAGGCGCCCAAGGGCGUAUGCCAGGUGGUCGCGGAAUGUAUGGUGGACGUGGUGGAAAUAACAACUCGGGAUGGUAUGCUGGAUGGGGACAAAUUGGAGCUAUGCCAUACGGAGCUACUGGAGCAGCUUGGGGAGACUGGUACGGAAACGGUUAUUACGGCCAACAAGGUGCAGCACAUCACAACAACAGCGGAUCAUCGCAAGGUUACGGAAGCGGAUACCAGAGUUUUGCAGGAAAUAACAGUGGAUUCGAUUACCAACAAGCUCAAGGAGCCAGACAGGGCAACAAUGGCCAACCACGCUUCCAACAGCAGCCACAACAACAAACUGCUCAAGCCCAACAGUUCUAAAUGUGCCUUCAGAACAUCACCUCAAUCACCAUCUGAAAUGCCUCCAUCACAGUCCUCUUCAGAAUUCCUGUUUCCUUCCUACCUAAUCUUUCAAAAAAUGUCCAAAUUGUUUUGUCCUCACGCCCAGACUCAAUCAAAAGCAGUUACAAAUCGACCCUAAAUUUCUAACGCGCGUUUUUCUUUAAUUCCUUUUUUGGCAAUGACGAUCUGAGAUGUGUUGUUCCCGAGGUUGAAUUUUAUAUCGAACCAGUUUGUUUUGUUUCUCUGAUUCUCACCCAAACUAUCAUCGACUCUCAACUUUUUUCCGUUGGUAAUCUUUGAUUUGAAUAACUCCAGGAAUAAUAAUAACAUACUUUUGUUGUUUUAGAUGAUGUUCUUGUGAACAUAAUACUUUAUCCACCCGCCUUUUUAGAUGUGUAGAAGUACUUUAUUUCCAUCAGUUUUUUCAGUCAUUUUUUGUUGUUUUAAUUGUUUCGCUCGUUUUUUCUUUGAGCGAUUCUGCGGCAGAAAACAAACUGUAUUUUUACUUCUCUUCCCUAAAGUCUGUAUGCUUCGCCCCCAAUUUUUGUCUUUUAGUUGUUGUUAUGGUGCUUUUUCCUUUGUUCAGGAACUGGUAACCAAUUAGACUGUGCAAUUCACUGUAGUUGUCAAGUAUAUUCACAUUGAAUUGUGCAGUUAGUUGUUAAUUUCCCUCAUCUCAUUGAAGUGUAUCUGAUGAAUCGUCAGGUGUCCCGUCUUCGUCUAAUCUCACAACACCCAGCCACCCAACAAAAGCUUCUCCCUUUUUCUCCUUCGUUUUUUGCCAAUCUCACCCGUAAAUUCGCUCCCAAAAGCCCCCCCCCAACCGAUUCUAAUAACUGCCUCUUCGUUUGACAUGUUAUUUGUUGUCACAUUCGUUUUUAAUGUAUGAUAGAUUCAUGUCAAACAUUUGUGUUGAUAUUAAGCUGAGAAUGAAAUUUUUGAGGACUAGUUGUUCUUAUAUUAUCA